Molecule: messenger RNA, 1289 nt
Organism: Phlebotomus papatasi
Lineage: Eukaryota; Metazoa; Arthropoda; Insecta; Diptera; Psychodidae
Exons: 2
Coding region: 1-1122 (373 amino acids)
Biological process (GO): spliceosomal snRNP assembly
Cellular component (GO): Cajal body
Molecular function (GO): U2 snRNA binding; U1 snRNA binding
Source: RefSeq, a predicted model, not a curated record
AUGGAGGAGCAGAAAAAGCGGUCGUUUCCUCUGAAAGUGAUUUUGCGGGAUUUCUUUAGUGAUCACAGGCAAAAAGCUUACAUAUGCGUCAAGGAGCAAUGGACGACCAUCCUGGAUCUCCAGAAUCACAUUAUAAAUCUCUUCAAUCUCUCUCACGAAGUCUUCAUCACAGAUGCUGAUGGAUACUUGUUUCCUGCCCAGGAAUCCAUCGAUAUCGUCCAGCAAGGAGGAACUCCUCUUACGGUUAAUAGGAAGAUUGAGCCGUGCAAAACCUCUCUUCUCGCCAAUAAUGGGAAGACUUUCAAAUCCACAAGAAAUUCAACUCCUUUCGCCAAUGGAGGAGCACCGGAGAUUGCCCUGGAAAUUACAGAGACUCCAAUUGCCGGGAUUCCACCACCUAAAGAGAAUGGUGCAGUCUUGCCGGAAGUGAGAGAGCAACAGAAGCGGAGAAAGAGAGUGAGGAAGCGCAAGAAGAAUAAUCAGGAAGUUCAGGAAGAUUCUUCAUCCGUUCUGGAUGACAGUGAGACACGGAAGCGCUUGAAGGGCAGUAAGACAGCGUCGCAUAUAAGAUUUGCCGGCAGUGAAGAUGGGGAUGAAGAAAAUGAGAGUGUUCUGGACAAUAUGCAAAUCACAGAUACGCCUCUCGGGCAGUCUGAUGUUAUAGUAUCUCGGACUCUACACAAGACCACGGAGAAAUCAAAGGCUAAAGAAACUAAUGGGAACUGCUCAAAAUCCUUCAAUAGGUCAAGUGCAACAAAUAGUUUUGCCCUGGAGGAGCUUCGGGAGCGUCUUCCGGAUCUCGAUAUGCCCACUCUGAAGAAAUUGCCCAAGAAGGAUGAUGUGAUAGCUUUUAAAUUGCUGAAGAUAGGAGAGACUUACGAGCCAAUCCUCUCAAAUUUCAUCAUAGGGAUUGUGGAAUCAGUCAGCAAGGAGAAGAAUGAAGUAUCCCUCCUGAUCUUGUCAGGAGAGGAAGAACUCAAGGAACCUCAGGGGAAAUUUUCUCUUCCAGAAACGCCAUCAGACCAUUGCGAUGAACUAGAUGAUGAUCUGCUCACAGUCAAUUUCUCAAACCUUCAGGAAGUUCGUCGUCUGGAUCUGACCAAACUGGGAGCAACUUUCUAGAGAUCAAUUCAACAUGAGAUACCAUUUAUUGUAACUAAUGUUCGUACAUUUGUCCAAUUCUUUGCAAGAUCCAUUCUUUUUUUUUGUGAGUCGAAAAAAAAAACAAGGCAUUGUUCAUUAAUUUUUUUUUUUAAUAAAUCACAUCUUCAGCUAAAAAGUGAAAGGCA